Molecule: messenger RNA, 924 nt
Organism: Puntigrus tetrazona (Sumatra barb)
Lineage: Eukaryota; Metazoa; Chordata; Actinopteri; Cypriniformes; Cyprinidae
Exons: 7
Coding region: 184-828 (214 amino acids)
Source: RefSeq, a predicted model, not a curated record
GAAGGUAUCAAAGUCUAGGAUGAAGCAGUUAACUCUAGAACCACUCUGACUGAAAAUGUGUUGUAAUUUGGUCAACAAGAACAUUAACCUCUGAUGCAAUACGUUUUCCCAAAAAGGAUGAUUCAAAGGUAAGCACAGCACAGUAUCUUUUGCAACAGAACCAACAACGUGAAAUUUACAACAAUGAUCAGAACGUGGAAGCAGCUUUGCUUGUUCUUUGCAUUUCUAUUGACUACGGCUCAUGGAAAUAAGAAUUCUUCCUGUUCUUCCUCUGAAUUUACUUAUGAGCAGAUUGACAAACAGCUUCAGGAUAUAAAAAAUUGUUUUGAAACAGUAUCUAUUACAUGGACAGAAUACCAAAAGGCGAACAUUUUUAACCAACUACAAACACUGACUGAUAUUAUCCGGAAGCAAGAAAAUGAAGUGUUACAAAGGUUACUGCCAGCAAACUGUCCAGCUCCAGCUGUGCCGGAGGAUGGAGGCCUGCUGUGUGCAUCUGAGAAGAAUAAGACCUACUGUAAACCUAUGUGCAAUGCGGGUUAUGAUUUCAAUUUUCUAAGAAGAUCAAGGGUGUUUGAGGAAUGCGGUUCGGGAACGCAAGGCAAGUGGACAACACAGUUCAUCGGUGGCAACAUCCUGGCUAAAUGCGACAAGUCUCCCACUGCAGUGUCAGGAGUCCCUUCUGCCUACUUCCCUGAGGGCCAGGACUGUCAGAAAAUAAAGAGCGAUGAACGACUAAUGGGGAACAUCACAAAAAUCUUCCAAUCAGAGCUGGUUAUGGCAGGUAUUAAACCAUCACUAGAGACUUCCGGUCUUUUCUGUGGCUGACACAGUGGAUAUUCUGUGCAAAGUGAAUUUUACUAAAGUUCCCGGACUUGAGUCAUGUAAGUGCAAAAAUGUUAAUAAAAUGGAAACAAUGGAAAA